GUGCGGUGUGGUCACACUGUAAGACGCGUCGGACUUUUGGUUUUCAUCUUUUUAAUUUUUUUCUAAAAUUAGCGUACAAAAAUUGAGACAUUUUAAAAGCAGAUGACCGUAGAAAAAGAUCAAUAACAUCGGCCACGAAGUUUGAAGUAAAAUUUGGCAGUGCACUAGCAUCUUUUCCUGGCCGAGAUGUGUUUGUGUGAGUGAAAGAAAUUCCAGCAAUGCGCAGCAUAAUACCAAUACACACAGACCGCCUUAGUUUCUCUAUGCAAAAGUGUGUACGCAUAAAAUAACAGCUCGGAAAUUUAUACUGCAGCUUUAUAAAGUGCAUAUAAUUAGCAAGUGCACCGACGUAAACAAAGCCCAUUGAGUACCCCUCUAGAUCCCGAAAAAAACCCAUUGAACGGCAGAAACACGUCCAUAUUUAAUGUCUGUGUGAGAUGCUGUUUGAUGAUUGUAUGUUUGAAUCUGCAGGCUAGGUUCAUCACAUAUCACAUCUAACGGGGUUGGCAUGCCGUUGUAGGCAGAAUCCAUAGCAAAAUCUACGCCUCAUGGAUCCGUAUUACCAUAUCAGACAUCAUUAUCCACCCACAAGCAUAGCAGGCUCAGGAGCGGUGGUGGGCAGCUCGUCGACAAUCAACCGUCCGGAACUGCAUCAAAAAUGCAACCGAGGUUCGCACUCCAGUGACACUAGUUCUGCGUACAGCGGUAGUGACACAAUGGCCUCGAACUAUGCCUCGUCUUUGGAGGCCGAGGAGAUUGACCUUUCCGGCUUGGUGGAAUCCGUCGUAGACUCUGACGAGGAGGAUCUAGCGGAAAGCAUGGAUAGUCUAACUGUUCGUGAUGCAGUCCGUGACUGCCUGGAGAAGGAUCCGGCGGAGCGCAGCGAGGAGGAUGUGGAAGUGCUGCUCGAGUUUACGCAGGGUUUGAAAGCGUUUACAAACAUCACACUAGCCGUACGACGAGCGCUGUGUUCCGUGAUGGUAUUUGCCGUGGUGGACAAGGCCGGAACAGUGGUAAUGUCAGAUGGUGAAGAACUAGACUCAUGGUCGGUGCUAAUAAAUGGAGCAGUAGAAAUCGAGCAUGCACACGGCAGUCGCGAAGAACUGCAGAUGGGAGACUCUUUUGGCAUCCUUCCCACUAUGGACAAGCUGUACCACAGAGGUGUGAUGCGAACCAAGUGCGACGACUGUCAGUUUGUGUGCAUCACGCAGACGGACUACUACCGUAUUCAACAUCAAGGUGAGGAGAAUACACGUCGACAUGAAGACGACAAUGGGUUUGUGGUUAUGGUCACGGAGUUGCGAUCCAUUGGAAGCGGCGGCACCGACUCUGCUGGUGGUGGCGGGUCGACAACAGGAGCUUCUGCUUCGCUAAAUAUGAAACGCGGUCACGUCGUAAUUCGUGGCACUCCGGAGCGGCUGCUACAGCAGCUGGUCGAAGAAAACUCAAUGACCGACCCAACAUAUGUGGAGGACUUUUUGCUCACACAUCGCAUCUUUAUUAAUAACCCGCAAGAGGUGACCAGCAAGUUGUUGCAAUGGUUUGACCUAGAUCAGGUGGAUACACAUAAGACGCAAGAACUGCGGGAUCGCGUAACACGCGUGGUACUUCUUUGGGUGAACAACCACUUUACCGACUUUGAAGCGGACUAUGAAAUGAUGGAGUUUUUGGAAGUCUUUGAAGCACUUCUCGAGAGAAAAAAGUUACUAAGCCAACUGCGUCUUUUGCACAUAGCCUGUGCCGCAAAGGCCCGAAUGCGCAGCUGUACUCUUGCUCGAUCCUCACGCGACGAGCCGCUCAACUUCCGCAUCGUAGGCGGCUAUGAGCUUCGGGGAGUGGCCGCAGCCACAGGAAACGCAGCUGUCGGCAUAUACAUUUCACACGUUGAACCAAGUUCUAAGGCCCAAGAUGUAGGACUUAAGCGCGGCGAUCAGAUCCAUGAAGUAAAUGGCCAGUCUCUGGACCAUGUGACUAGCAAGAGAGCUCUCGAAAUCCUCACAGGUACCACACACUUAAGUAUCAGUGUAAAGAGCAAUCUACUUGGUUUCAAAGAGAUUAUGCAGGCUCUUGAGCAUGGCUGCGGUACCGCUGGAUCUGGAAGUAUUUCUGCGGGCAGCGGAAGCUUCAAGUCUUUAAGAAGCCCGCGCCGUAUCUGCGCCAAUGAUAUAGCAAAGCUGCACGGUCGCUCGGAUAGCACCACCGAUGAAUUAUCCAGCGUUAACGCGUCAAAUCGAGCUCAUAUGGUGCGACUUAGUUCCGUGGAUAUGCUACUCGACCAGCCGGACUGCGCUCCACCGCAAACCCCGCCCGUGUGUGGGACUGGAAACAUGGCCUCCAACUUUAUGCAGCAGCUCCUGCAAACCGUUAACAAUAGCUCGGCUAAAAAGUCGUCUGGAUCCGGUACCACCUCAAAUUCGGAUCACCACGACACGAAGGGCGGUUUUAUGACUUUGGCGCCCAAACGGCGUUUGCAGAAGGCGCUAGCAAAGAUGAACUUGCUCAAUAAACAACAUCACGGAAGCAGCCUAAAUGAUUCCUCGGAUACGCUGCUAAACGAUCCCAAGUCAAAACUCUCUGCAGCCACCUCAUGCAGUAGUUCAAAUCAGUCCUCGAUCAACGGCUGUACAAUUAGUGGGAGUGGCCGACUCUACCAAUCCCAAUCAAAUCCUGAUUUAACUAGCCUCAACUAUGAAGGAGGUAGUGAAACGGGGGGAAAUGAUGACGGAAGGUUACAGGUAAACUACCUGGGUGCCCAUAUUCACCGGCCAUCAGCGACUAGUACCUUAACCACAAAUUCGACACAAUCGCACCUUCUCCCCGACUUUCCGGAUCACGUGCUAAAGGUAUACAAGGCAGACCAGACAUGCAAAUACGUGCUUAUCUACAAGGAGACAACGGCCCAUGAGGUUGUAAUGCUAACACUUCAGGAGUUUGGAAUUCACGACCCAAGUUCAAAUUUUUCGCUAUGCGAAGUAAGUGUAGGCGACGGAGGGAUGGUAAAGCAGCGCCGGCUGCCCGAUCAGCUGCAGAAUUUGGCAGAGCGAAUAAGCUUUGCGGCACGCUACUAUCUCAAACUAAACGAUAGCACCGAGCCGUUAGUUCCAGACGAACUGGCCUUAGAGCUAGUUCGCGAGUCUAGUGUGCACUUCCUGCAGCUUAACGCAUACGAACUGGCCAUUCAAUUGACUCUACAGGACUUCGCAAAUUUUCGCCAGAUCGAGUCCACUGAAUAUGUGGACGAACUCUUCGAGUUACGCUCUCGCUACGGAGUGCCCAUGCUCAGCAAAUUUGCUGAGCUGGUCAAUCGCGAAAUGUUCUGGGUGGUGAGUGAGAUUUGCGCCGAGCACAACAUCGUUCGUCGCAUGAAAAUAGUUAAGCAGUUCAUCAAGAUUGCCCGCCAUUGCAAAGAGUGCCGUAACUUUAAUUCCAUGUUUGCAAUCGUUUCUGGCUUGGGACACGGUGCUGUUUCACGGCUGCGUCUUACGUGGGAAAAAUUGCCUUCCAAAUACCAAAGGUUGUUUAACGACCUACAAGACCUUAUGGAUCCCUCUCGCAACAUGAGCAAGUAUCGGCAACUAGUGUCCGCCGAGCUGUUGGCUCAGCAUCCCAUCAUACCUUUCUAUCCGAUCGUCAAGAAGGAUCUCACCUUUAUACACCUGGGCAAUGAUACAAGAGUGGAUGGUCUAAUCAACUUUGAGAAGCUGCGAAUGCUGGCCAAGGAGGUACGUCUCCUUACCCACAUGUGCAGUUCACCGUACGAUUUACUGUCCAUCCUUGAGCUCAAAGGACAAUCUCCAUCCAACGCACUAUUUUCUCUCAAUCAAAUGUCUGCCUCGCAGAGCAACGCUGCCGCCGGAACAGUUAUCGCGUCCAACGCCGGCCAGGCAACUAUCAAGCGGCGUAAAAAGUCGGCGGCGGCGCCUAACCCCAAGAAGAUGUUUGAGGAGGCGCAGAUGGUGCGUCGGGUAAAAGCAUACCUCAAUAGCCUCAAAAUACUCAGUGACGAGGACCUUCUGCACAAAUUUUCAUUAGAAUGCGAACCGGCGCACGGUUCCACCUACUCGGGCAGCAUCUCGCACGGCAACACCUCGCACCGAAGCGGAGGCGGAAGCAGCAUCAGUGGAGGAGUCAGCACAGGCGGAGGUGGCGGAGGCAGUUCCAGUCUAAAUGCCGGCGACCAAUUGAGCAUAUACUCUCAUACCAGCUCCAGUUCGGCACCGAACUCGUCUCUUUCGUUGCGUAAGAGGCAUCCAAGUUCGCCUACUCUUUCGACUACCAGUUCGACGAGUUCCACUAGUGAUCAUCAAAGGAGACAGAUAAACAAUAACGGUCCAAAGUUUGGUACAGCAUCGCCGCAGGCAGUCAAAAAGAUGCUAUCGCUGUCAGAGUCAUCCAAAAUUCGUCCACACCAGCCGUUUGUGCCGCGUCACGGUUCCGUUAUGGGUGGAGUUAUUCCGCCUCUACAUCACAUGCAUGCUGCGCAUGGCUUCAGCACACCAUUGGCGGGAGGAGUCACUUCGCCAGCGCCAAGUGUCGUGGGCAAUGCGCAGUGCACGCCGAGUCCUAGUCCCUGCUCCCAUAGACGUCUAGCAUCGGCAGGGAACAUAUUACCCGCACGCGCAAUUCACGAGCGAUCGCACUCGGAUACCCCAGCUCCGCCGCCGCCAUUACCUUCGCUUGAUUUGUCUCUCGAGAGCAGUAGUGUGACUACGUUUCGCGAUUUACCGUUGCGCAAAUCCGUAACUUCCGGUUCGAUAUCUUCCUGUGACAGCGGUUACGUGCAUCAGCAGCAGCAUUAUAACUUGCAGUACCAGCAUCAACACGAGCCAUCCCCACCAGUCUAUACUGCAGCCGACUGCCGGUUGCUGCAGCAAAUAUCGAACAACGCGGUGACCCGCAACUUGAACAGCCCAUGUCAGGGAUCAAAUACCCCACCCAGCACACCCACACUACCACCGAACCUGCCCACAUCAACCAUUCAGCUUUCUGCACUGCCGACGUCUACAGCAUACAUGCACUUACGCAACCAGCAUCACCAGCUCCAGCAACAACAGCAAUCUUUGGCAAUGCCUCCUCCGCCUCCACCGCCAUACAAUUUGCCCCCCCUGGCCAAUCUCUACAGCCACCUCCAAGGCAAUGCGGUCAGCAGGCACCUGAACCCCACGCAUGGUGGUCCACCGAGUUUUAUGGAUAGCACCAAGUGUACAAUAUGCCCUAUGCCACCCAUGAAUCAAUAAUGAAUUAAAUGUGCUGUUUUCACUGAUAUAUGGUUAUUAAAUUAGUCAUAAAAAGUUGCCAAAAUUUGUUAAUGGUUGUGGUUUCAAUAUCAUCAGGAAUCAAAUGCGACAACUUCAAUCACCUUUACCCCUUCAUUGGAGCAGCAAAAAUAUACAAGAAACCUUUGAUUUGCGUAUAUGGCUAAAUUUAUAAACAUACAAUUUAAAUUUAAUUAGCCUACGAUUUAUAUUUUAAUUUAGCUAAUUUCUUUGUACACAUUUUUCCCUCCCAUCAUUCACCGCCAGCGUAGAAGUUGCCUUUUCUCUUGAAAGAAAAUGUCUGCAGGCAGACUCCCUAAGCAGACCCACAUGAAACUCUUUUGAAGACUUUUCGGCGGCAUUUACAAAUGUAAAAACAGAACAAAAUAAUUGUAAUGCCCAGCUCAACAACGAGACGAUUAAUUGAUAUAGAAACACAAAAGAAUUCAACUCAAUCUUUAAUUCCAUAAAUGUAUACUUCUUUAAAUACUUAUAUACAAAUUGAUUUUACUACAUACUCCUUUACACGCUAUUUAUAUAAACAAAAAAACUUCGCUUCAAUUCCAAAUAUUUAGUUUUUAAGCCAAAAGAGAAAAAGACAAAACAUUUAUUCGAAUAUAUUUUUUUGAAAAUUCGUACCCAACAAAUCAAAGGAAGAAGAGUGGUAAACAAAUGCAAUAUUUGUGUAAAGAAUUAUACAAAACCUAACAAUACCUAGACUAGCCCACAGGAAUAAAAAUAAAUCAUAAAAGUAAAAUUGGCUCGAAGGAAAAAAAAGACAAAACAAGACAACCAUUAAAAACUUUGGUCGAAAAAACUUUUUUUUUAAGUAGCCCACCUUUUCUGAUAUAUUUUGGGUCGCUGAGUCCAACAAUUACAAAUUAAAAAUGUUUUAACUGCACGUUUCCACGUGGUAUUUGCAAUAUACAGCAAAAAUAGAGGUCGAAUCACUCAUUUAAGGACUCAACGAUUUAGAAUAACCCGAAAAGGUGAGUUUUUAAAAAAAAAGGCAUUUUAUUGAUAAGAUUUGGUUGACAGUAUAAGCUUUUUUGAUCGUGUUUUUCUUACACUAAAAAACAAUAAUAUAAAUAUUUGUGUGUGCAUGAAUGCCUGUUAUUUACAUAGACAUAUAAAAUAUAUAUAUUAUACAACCUAC
Messenger RNA from Drosophila takahashii, 6411 nucleotides. It is a transcript of the gene PDZ-GEF, whose product is annotated as PDZ domain-containing guanine nucleotide exchange factor. Gene Ontology annotation, cellular component: apical plasma membrane; plasma membrane. Gene Ontology annotation, biological process: positive regulation of GTPase activity; Ras protein signal transduction. NCBI's taxonomy places the organism in Eukaryota, Metazoa, Arthropoda, Insecta, Diptera, Drosophilidae. Gene Ontology annotation, molecular function: guanyl-nucleotide exchange factor activity; protein binding. The record is from RefSeq and is a predicted model, not a curated record.